Geosmithia morbida is the source of this 1311-nucleotide messenger RNA. RefSeq lists its product as uncharacterized. Bases 1 to 1311 code for a protein of 436 amino acids. The transcript is spliced from 2 exons. The record is from RefSeq and is a predicted model, not a curated record. NCBI's taxonomy places the organism in Eukaryota, Fungi, Ascomycota, Sordariomycetes, Hypocreales, Bionectriaceae.
AUGUUAGCGGUUGAGGUACGGGCCGGACCGACGUCGUCUGUGACGGGGACCUCGGAGGAGGAGGGGGCAACGAGCACCUCUUCGGUCGCGUUGACCGUCACGGCAGUCGGCACGCCUUCCAACGAAGUCACCUUCAACUCGACCGUGAACUUUAGACAGGCCGGCGAUGACCCCGCGCGCGUCUGGACGGCCUACAGCAAAGGAAGUCAGUUCUGGUUGUCGUGGUCGACAUCGGGCCCGGACGUCAAACUCUUGGCCGUGAGCCUGGUCAGGAUCAUGGACAAGGACGCCUCCGGCCUCGAGACCGUGCGCAACGUUAGCUUCGCCACCCCGGAAUCGGGCGCCAUCUUCACCAACAUGUCCUCCUACGGCACCCUCAUCAAUCUCACGUCGUUUGGCAGCGCCGACCGGAAGAGUCGUCGCGCUUCUGUCGCCGACACCGCUGUUGCCGCCGAUGACGAUGCCCCGAUCAAGUACAAGGAUGUGGUGGCCGUCCAGCUCGACUGGGACGGCGAUGGCGACGGCGAUGGCUAUACCGGCAGGGGAAGCUACGUCUCCGGAUUCUUCAGCGUCGUGGCAGACCAGGAGAGAAAAGACGUCAAGGAGUCGCUUGAGAAGACCAUCGAGAGUUACAGAAAUUACGAGACCGGCAUGAUUCCCCCUCCGAGAGCAGCCGUCAGCAGCAGCGGCAGACCAUCCGCCACCUCAACCCAGAGCAUCAACCCCUCUGUCAAAUCCGGCGGCGGCGGUCUCUCGACCGGUGCUAUAGCCGGCAUCGCCAUCGGUUGCGUCGUCGGCCUGGCCAUCCUCAUCCCUCCGCUGAUAUGGUUCUCGGUCGUGCGUCCGCGUCGCAAGCGCGGCGGCGUCCUCGUCGUCGUCGGGGGGAGGGGCGCCGGUCAGCAUCUGCCCAUGCUCUCCGCCAAGGGCAAGAUAUCAGGCGACAGGGUUGCCGACGAGGCAGACAGUCCAGGGGUAUAUGCCCCCGUUCAGCAGCAGCAGCAGCAGAAGCAGAAGCAGGAGGGCAGCGUAGCUACCCGGCUAGUCAACCCUGCUGCCGGCGGUGGUAGUAGUGCCAACGCUUCACCGUCCCGUGACGAUGUCGUCGACGGGCGUAGUAGCCGCGCACUCAUACAUGAGCCUGCCCCCGCCGCCCAAACGCGGACGUCUGUGAACCCCAGGCAAGAACGAGCGGCGUAUUCUCAUCUUGUCGAGGACGGCAUGACGGAGGAGCAGAUUCGCCAGCUGGAGAAGGAGGAGAGGGAGCUUGAUGAGGAGAUUGAACGUCAGCGUGCUCACGGUGAUCCACGAUGA